AUGUCGUCGUUCAAGCUCCCCUUCACGCCGAUCGAGUCUCGCGCGCGCACGCACGCCCUGCUCUCCUCGAUCGGCUUCCUCAUCCUCCUCCCGCUCGGCGUCCUCCUCGCCCGCUACGCCCGCACCUUCACCUCCCGCUGGUGGUGGGCACACGGCCUCAUCCAAUUCGUCGUCUCCGGGCCCGUCAUCCUCGCCGGCUGGGCGUACGGCUACCAGACCACCCAGCGUCUGUUCACCGGCGGCAACUGGGUCGACACUCACAAGAAAAUCGGCCUCGCCCUCCUCGUCCUCUACCUCUUCCAGGUCUUCUUCGGCCUCUUCGUCCACUUCCUCAAGUUCCCCCGCUUCGCGCGCACCCCGCUCCACCGCCCGCCGCAGAACUACCUCCACGCCAUCCUCGGCCUCGCCAUCCUCGCCCUCGCGGCGUACCAGGUCCACUACGGGCUCUACACCGAGUGGCCGCGCUCCACCGGCGGGCUCCACGCCGUCACGCAGGAGGCCAAGCACGCCUGGCUCGCGCUCAUCAUCGUGCGUCUCCAUCCUCCUCCCCCUCACCUACGCGUGCCUGACGAUCAGUUUCUCGCCACCUAG
This is a messenger RNA of Punctularia strigosozonata HHB-11173 SS5, 591 nucleotides long. RefSeq lists its product as uncharacterized. NCBI's taxonomy places the organism in Eukaryota, Fungi, Basidiomycota, Agaricomycetes, Corticiales, Punctulariaceae. The transcript has 2 exons. Bases 1 to 591 code for a protein of 196 amino acids. The record is from RefSeq and is a predicted model, not a curated record. Gene Ontology annotation, molecular function: transmembrane monodehydroascorbate reductase activity.